Molecule: messenger RNA, 1518 nt
Organism: Pollicipes pollicipes
Lineage: Eukaryota; Metazoa; Arthropoda; Thecostraca; Pollicipedomorpha; Pollicipedidae
Product: uracil phosphoribosyltransferase homolog
Exons: 3
Coding region: 497-1189 (230 amino acids)
Source: RefSeq, a predicted model, not a curated record
CUUUUCCAUAGCGUGCCGAGCGAGGCGCGAUUGUCGAUUCUUGCCAAUUCUGGCCAAUCGUUUUUCUCAGCACUAAGGGUUCGAAAAGGCACGGCACAGCUUGUAAUGCAUAAUAAGAUAUGUCAUUAACAUCAAAAUUGUUUCUGGCAGCAUCUUGUGGUGUUUCUAUAGGAAUUAUUAGUUAUGUUCACAUAAAACAGCAGGUUGACAGGGAGCGACUGCACGAGGGCGUUAUCCGGGACGUGGAGCGGCAGCAGAGGCGCAAGACUGAGAACCUGGCCGUGCUCGGCAAGCAGCACGACCUGGAGAAGAUCCUGAAGCGAGAGCGGGACAGCGGCCACGCCGACAGCGAGCACCACUGACGCUGAACAGAGCCGCCGGCGGAGGGGUUCCGAGCGCACUCGAGUGGCAGGCGACCUACGUCGCUCCUUGUGGCCGGAAGUUGCCGAUAUCGGGCCGUGUUCUCUCAGGCGUUCUAGUCACCCCGUGGGACGUCAUGACGCACGCGGACUCCCAGUCCGCCGCCGAGCAGAAGCUGCCGCCGGCGCUGAUGCCGGCCGCGCCGCCCGCCGGCAUCAGCGACAACCUCACCGUCAUCCCGCGCAAGAAGCACGUGUGCGAGCUGCAGACCAUCAUCCGCGACAAGACCACCUCGCGUAGCGACUUCAAAUUCUACGCGGAUCGGCUGAUCCGGCUGGUGGUGGAGGAGGGCCUGAACCUGCUGCCCUACACGCCGGCUAGCGUGACGACGCCCACCGGCCGCCAGUACCAGGGCUUGCAUUACCAGCGUGGCAACUGCGGCGUCAGCAUCGUCCGCAGCGGCGAGGCGAUGGAACAGGGCCUGCGCGACUGCUGCCGCUCCAUCCGCAUCGGCAAGAUCCUCGUCUCGUCCGACCUGGACACGCACGAGGCGCGCGUCGUCUACGCCAAGUUCCCCGAGGACGUGGCCGAGCGGCGCGUGCUGCUGAUGUACCCCAUUAUGAACACAGGCAACACAAUCGUGCGCGCGCUGCAUGUGAUGCGCGAGCACGGCAUCCAGGAGGAGAACGUGAUCCUGCUGACGCUGUUCUGCACGCCGGCGGCCGCGCGCCUCGUCACCGCCAGCUUCCCCAACCUACGCAUCCUCACCUCGGAGAUGCACCCGGUCACGCCAAACCACUUCGGCCAGAAGUACUUCGGCACCGACUGAGCGGGUGGUCGCCGCUGGGAGGCUGGUCUGCGGACCGGGAGGGGGUGAUACGUGGCGCGAGCGGCGGGCGGCGCCGUCCUGCUCAGGGUAGCGAGCUUUGACGCCGAGUUGAGCGCGGAGUCGACUCACGACGGGGUGUCUGGGACCCGGGGCUGGUUUAAUUUGGUCGAAGAUGUUUAUGUGUUGGCGAAAGCUUGCAGUUCUGUAUGGCAUUAAUAGUUUUCCGCGCUGGGCGCCUGGAUUACUCAUCCCUUGCUAUAGGUGUUUUUGCUUUUGCGUGAGAGCGUUACAUAACCCCGUCCGAAGAAAUAUAGAGUUUUGGUUGAUGA